Molecule: messenger RNA, 3406 nt
Organism: Tachysurus vachellii
Lineage: Eukaryota; Metazoa; Chordata; Actinopteri; Siluriformes; Bagridae
Gene: pxylp1
Product: 2-phosphoxylose phosphatase 1
Exons: 6
Coding region: 144-1628 (494 amino acids)
Biological process (GO): chondroitin sulfate proteoglycan biosynthetic process; glycosaminoglycan biosynthetic process; dephosphorylation
Cellular component (GO): Golgi apparatus
Molecular function (GO): phosphatase activity
Source: RefSeq, a predicted model, not a curated record
CCUAAGCGCUGUUCUGCUGUGUUUUGGUUCAUUCCCAUUAGUUCUCUCCGAGCCGCACAGCUGAUUUUGUUCAUCUGCAGGUGGUAAAAGGUUUGCGGUGCAUGGAUGGCUGAUGGACAGGUGUCUGGACCAAUCGCAACACAAUGCUGGCACGGAAUCGCUUCAUCCUGCUGCUGGUGGUUGGCUUGGUGCUAGCUGUGCUAAGCUUCAGCAUUCAGUACUUGCAACCAAUACCAACCAGUCCGCUUGCAGAAGUUGGGACACUCGGUAAAAACAGGAAAAGGGGAAACCCAGUGGUCCAUACAGAGCCUCCAGAACUUGACCCGAUCAGUGAUGCUUACCGAUACUGCAACCUGCCAAAUCACACAGAACACACACACGAGGGUCACAGUCUGGCAGACUACAAGCUGCUCUUUGUACAGGUGAUGAUUCGCCAUGGCGACCGUUACCCGCUCUACUCCAUACCUCAGACCAAGAGACCAGCCAUCGACUGCACGCUGUCACCUCACAGAAAACCCUCUCACCCUCUGCUGGCCUCCUUCAUCAGUCACAUGACCCAGGGUGGGCGUGGCCACUGGGAUGCAUCACUGAGCUCACUGGCCAGAGUACCCAAUCAUAGCACCUGUGAGCUAGGCGAGCUCACACAGACAGGUGUGGUUCAGCAUUUAAAAAAUGGCGCACUCCUGCACCAAACUUACCUCAAGCACCACAAGCUGCUUCCUCCUGAUUGGUCAUCACAGCAUCUAUGGGUGGAGACUACUGCUAAGAGCCGCACCCUACAGAGCGGCUUGGCGCUGCUCUAUGGUUUUCUGCCGAAUUUUGAUUGGUCAAAAGUAUUGGUGCGGCAUCAGAGGAGCACUAUGUUCUGUGGCUCACUGUGUGAGUGUCCAGCACGGAACAUCUUUCUGGAUGAGGAGCAGCGUCGUCAAUACCGUCUUCGCACCUCUAAUGCUGAACUUGAGCGCACUUAUGUCGCCAUGGCAAAGACUCUGGGCGUGGCCACGCGUACAAUGCGGGCAGCCAAUCCUAUCGACGCGCUGCUGUGCCACUUUUGCCAUGGCCUCUCAUUUCCCUGUGCCAGCCCACAUCCAUAUCCUUCCUCCGAAAAUGGGGCUUGUCUAACAUUGCAACAAUUUGCUGUGAUUCGCCAGCAGCAGAGAGAUGACGAGCGGGAGCGUAAGGUGGCAGGGAUUUACCGCCGUUUUGCUGUGCUUGCAGCACAUCCUUUCCUGAACCAGACAGCGUUACGCAUGGAGAAAGCUGCCCAUGGCAACGCAGAGCCUGCCUUUGCACUGGCCUCUGCCCAUGACAUCACCAUGGCACCAGUGCUAAGUGCCCUUGGCCUGGAGGGGGCAGGGUUUCCACGUUUCGCUGCUCGUUUGGUAUUUGAGCUGUGGAAGCGUCCAGAUGCAAAGGGAACACGAGGAGGUGUAGCGAACGCUUAUUUGCGUGUGCUCUAUAAUGGAGAGGACUUGACCUUUGAAACUGCCUUCUGCCAUGACCAUGACCGCCACUCCACUCAGCCGUUGUGUCCUCUGGGUAAUUUCUUGUCCUUUGUAAGAAGGGACAUGUUUAAUAUUGUGAACGCUACCAGCUACCAUCAAGCCUGCCAUAAAAACUUUUCAUAGGGAGACAGCUGAAGAGACAGAUAGGAAUAAUAAUAUUUUUGGGCUUUUAUCUGAUAGUGGUUUCUCUACUUAGUAGUUUCUUUUUUUUUUUCUUUUGAUUUAAUCGAACACUUAAUGCUGUACUAAACAUGUGUACUAGAGCAUUUUAAAUUGGUCUCACAAGUGACUUGGGCAUCCGUGUCUUUUGCACAUUCGUAUCUUCAACAAUUCCUCUCAACAAAAAGUCUUAAAGCUUUUACACACCAACAUUUUUUUUUUUAAAUUAACAUAUGUAUGUCUACAAUCUUAGACAACUCCUUUCCCUUUAGAAUCAUUUGAUUUGUCCCUCUGGUGGUUAGAGUCUCUAAGAUCUGUAGCUCUCUGAAAAGAUUUUAUCAGGAACCUAUCAACACAACAGGUUGGUUGUAAAUGGUUGUGAAAGUGAGCUGGUACAUAUUUAACACUUUUUGUGUAACACUUUUUGUGUACAAUCCUUUGGUUUACAUGCAUACAAAAGUCCACUUAUAUGAACUAGACAGUAACUGUAGACUAUAAUAUAUAUAUAUACAGUAGGAACAAUAUGAUAAGAAGGACUUUUAUUACAAAACCUUUUUACUUCAUUUUCACAGGUUCUCUUCACUUUAUUUCUUAAACUUUUUUUAAACUUAUCUAGUGAACAUGAUCAAGUGAUUCUGAGCUUUUCCGAGAAGAAAAUGUUUGAAACCUGGAUAGCUUCGUCCUGAAUAAUAGCAAUAGUGUGUGUGCAGCAUAUCAUUAUAUUGUAUAGAAACAUUAACUGCCUUGUGUUUACACACCAAAUCAGAUUUGUUCUUUGAAGUAUUUUGAUAUAAUGGCAACCCGAUCAGUCUAAAAAAAGGAAAUCUCUAAUUAUAUUCAGGCCAUUUGUAUACUGUUGUUGUUUACAACAUUGACAAGGAACACGCACCAAGCCUGUCCAAUUUUGCACAUUAUUUUAGUCCUGUUCUAUGAAUCCACAUAUCUGUAGUUAAGAAUACCAAAACAACAAAACAUCCGAGCGAGUGCAAGUUAAAGCUAGCACUGAUGUAAAGCAAUAAAUCACCCCGAACCUAUAAUUAGGGUUAGUCAAGAUGGUUUUCAUCGAUACCUUAGAUUUAACUGACUUGUGUUAAAAAAAUCAUCUUGUUUGAGUAAAAUAAUAAAACCAGACUUGAACGUUCUUUGGGUGUAGAUGAGACGGUGAACUGAGGAAGUACUGGACGCUAGCACUUUGAUUUAGCGUGCGUCUGAGUUGGAACGAACACAAUGAGGUUUGAUAUGGAGCCUGUCAGCUUUUUAUUUAAAAGCAUUUCAACAACACUUGCAAAUCAACCACUGAUUACCAGCACAGUCCUGAGAACAAUCACACUGAUUCGUACAUAAGAAGGAUUUUGAUGAUAAACGUUUAUCACGUUAUGUCUGCAGACUUGUUUUUGUACGACGGACGCUUUUUAAAAGUUUUGUAAAGUUUGGAGAUUUUGGCGCACACCGCCACUUUAUUCCCAUCUUCUUGCAGUGAGCAAGAUUUUUAAAUACGCUGCAAUUCAUGGUUAUAGAUAUGUGUUUGACUAAUUGAAAAGUUAUUUUCAUACAUUUUAGCGUGGAACGAUGACGUAUACGUUUUUGUUUUUGAGGAAAAACAGGAGCGUUAAAAGUCUGUUCAGGGGAAUGUUGAUGGGUUUUGUAUUGUGAUUUGUUAUUUUUAGGAUUAAUAUGAUCAUAUUCAAGCACAUUCCUUAAUAUCGAACCACAUUUUACAAUAAAGUCACAUUGUAAAUGGA